AUGAUAAAUUUUAUAGAGGUCAUCGUGACAAGUCUUGCCAGGGUGUUACAAAAACUAAGACCCUCAAAAACGAAGACUAAAACCGUUGGCAAACAUUCUCACCUGACAGUAGUCCCUGCCAAAAUGAAGGUUCCAGCAUUUAAUGACACCAUGGAAGAUAAAAGGAAGAAAAGGAAAUCUAAAACAGGGGAGCUGUUUAAACAGAGAUUUAGAAGAACUUUUGCCAUGCUUUUGGAAGAGGCACAACAGGAAGCUGAAGCUGGGGAACCAUCCUACAACUCAGCCAAUGUACCUCCAUCAAAGUUUCCAGAACGGCACUUCUGCUCUGUCUGUGGAUAUCCUUUAUUUCAGAAUUUAUUUCACAAUUAAUAGUUAAUAAAUAAACCCCUUCUGGCGCCUGGUGUGUCGGCUGAUAAUGUCUGCAGCUGAGAUAUUGUCCGAAAAAUGAAUAUUUGGCUGAGAAGUGAAGCUUUGAGGGCAAAUGUGACAUUUUGAGGACAAUCUCUCAGCCAAGGACAUUAUCAGCCAACAUACCAGUGAGCCAGAAAGGGGUUCAUUUAUUUUAUAACCCUCCCACUUUUGUGCUAAUCAGAACAGCAUUGGCGACCAUUUUUUUGUAAAAAAAUAUGUCAUAAUCAGCGGAUUCCACGCAAAGAGUUUGUUUUUCUUCUAUGAAGAGUAAUAAAGAUGAAAAGGUGAAAUUCUAGAGCUGGAUUGAUUCUUUUUAGCUUUGUUUCUUUUCGACAGAAACAGUCGCAGGGCAAUUAUCGACCCAGGCGGAGGUUAUUGCGUGAUAACUGCCCAGUAAUUUUGCACCACGUGACGUAAAGUAGCCAAUAGAAUUGCGCGAAACUUAAGCGUGGGUUAUAAUUAAUGGUAACAACAAUGAUUUGUUGUACUUUUGGUAGCUAUUUGCAUAUGUUAUUCUUCCCAAUCAGUGAUAUUUCCAGAGUCACUUUGUGUGCUCUUACACAACAAAUGUGAUUUCAGCUAUACUUUUCUGGUGCUGCAAUCCUCAGAGACCCAGUGGCUGUUAGUUGCGGCCGGACGCAGUAAAUGUAAAACAGAAAUCAAAGCACCUCGAUUUUUGCCAUAUUUACUUGAUCCCACCCUGAUUAAUUACCCCUUGGUCUCCGAAGAUGUGGCAUUUCUUGAUUUUAUU
This is a messenger RNA of Orbicella faveolata, 1162 nucleotides long. RefSeq names its product zinc finger HIT domain-containing protein 1-like. NCBI's taxonomy places the organism in Eukaryota, Metazoa, Cnidaria, Anthozoa, Scleractinia, Merulinidae. Gene Ontology annotation, biological process: chromatin remodeling. The record is from RefSeq and is a predicted model, not a curated record.